GGCGGCGGCGGCUGGAGCUCGGCGGAGCUCGUGGGACCCCAUUGGGGGAAUUUGAUCCUAGGAAGCUGUGCGAUUGCCGGGGGAGGAGAAGCUCCCCGGUCCUUGUGUCCAGUUCCAGGGGGGAGGAGGAGACGGCGGAGCGGGCCUCUCGGCGUCCUCGGCGCUGCUGCCCCCUGCCCCCUCCUGCCGGGAUCAUGGUCUGCGGCGGCCCGGGAGGGCUGCUGGCGCUGCGGGCCGGGCUGCUGGCCCUGGCUGCGCUCUGCCUGCUCCGCGCGCCCGGAGCCCGGGCUGCAGCCUGUGAGCCCGUCCGCAUCCCCCUGUGCAAGUCCCUGCCCUGGAACAUGACCAAGAUGCCCAACCACCUGCACCACAGCACGCAGGCCAACGCCAUCCUGGCCAUCGAGCAGUUCGAAGGUCUGCUGGGCACCCACUGUAGCCCCGACCUGCUCUUCUUCCUCUGUGCGAUGUACGCGCCCAUCUGCACCAUUGACUUCCAGCACGAGCCCAUCAAGCCCUGCAAGUCUGUGUGCGAGCGGGCCCGGCAGGGCUGUGAGCCCAUCCUCAUCAAGUACCGCCACUCGUGGCCGGAGAGCCUGGCUUGCGAGGAGCUGCCAGUUUACGACCGCGGCGUGUGCAUCUCUCCCGAAGCAAUCGUCACUGCGGACGGAGCGGAUUUUCCUAUGGAUUCUAGUAAUGGAAACUGUAGAGGGGCAAGCAGUGAACGCUGCAAAUGUAAGCCUAUUAGAGCGACUCAGAAGACCUAUUUCCGAAACAAUUACAACUAUGUCAUUCGGGCUAAAGUUAAAGAGGUGAAAACCAAGUGCCAUGACGUGACUGCAGUAGUCGAGGUGAAGGAGAUUCUGAAGUCUUCUCUGGUCAACAUUCCAAGGGACACCGUUAACCUGUAUACCAGCUCUGGCUGCCUGUGCCCUCCACUCAGCGUUAAUGAGGAGUACAUCAUCAUGGGCUACGAAGACGAGGAACGCUCCAGAUUACUGUUGGUGGAGGGUUCUAUUGCUGAAAAAUGGAAGGAUCGACUGGGUAAAAAAGUUAAGCGCUGGGAUAUGAAACUCCGUCAUCUUGGACUGAAUAAAAGUGAUUCUAGCCAUAGUGAUUCCACGCAGAGUCAGAAGUCUGGCAGGAACUCGAACCCCCGGCAAGCACGCCAUUAAAUCCUGACAUGUGGAAAGAACAGCCGUGGACUUCCUAUUAAGACUUGCAUUGCUGGACUAACUAGCCAAGGAAAAUUGCACUAUUGCACGUCAUAUUCUAUUUUUUACCACAAAACUCAUGUGGUAAAUGAUAUUACUUCUAUUUUCUCUUUUGUUUCCUGCUUUUCUCUUCCCUCUUCCCACCCCCUUCUUUGUGGUCUGAGUGCAGAUCCUAAAAUAUAUUAUAUGUAUUCUAUUUCACUAAUCAUGGGAAAACUGUACUUUGCAAUAAUAAUAAAUUAAACAUGUUGAUCCCAGGGCCUUUUUGCUGGAGUAAAUGUUAAUUUACUGCUCUGCGCCCAGACUGGGAAUGCAGUAUUGGAUACAAAGAGAGAAAGCUAAAUAAGCUGUACAAUAUACUCGGCUGAUCUAAUUACAGCCUCAUUUUUGCACGCCUUUGGGCAUUCUCCUCAUGCUUAGAAAGUCCUACAUGUUUAUAAAGGUAAAAUAGCAGUUUGAAAUCAAAUGCCAUAUAGGCAAAGCAAUCAAGCACCAGGAAGCAUUUAUGAGCAAAAGACAUACAAGACGAAUUAUUUGAAAGACAGGCAGGAAGCAAAAUAAAUAGUGUUAGGAGUUGGGGAAAGAACAUUUUGCCUGACUGAGAAGCACAACUGAAACCAGUAGCUGCUGGGAUGUUAUCAGUAGCAUUUAUCUUUUGGCAAUACAUUUGACUUGUUUAUGAAUACAUAUAUUCAUCAGCACGAGGGAUGUGAAUUAUAACUAGACAUCUGCUGUUAUCAGCAUAGCUCCAUUUAAUUUUAAACAAACCCAUUGGUGUGAGUC
Messenger RNA from Molossus molossus (Pallas's mastiff bat), 1994 nucleotides. RefSeq names its product frizzled related protein (gene FRZB). Gene Ontology annotation, molecular function: Wnt-protein binding. The transcript is spliced from 6 exons. Bases 195 to 1172 code for a protein of 325 amino acids. Gene Ontology annotation, cellular component: cytoplasm. The record is from RefSeq and is a predicted model, not a curated record. Gene Ontology annotation, biological process: non-canonical Wnt signaling pathway; canonical Wnt signaling pathway. NCBI's taxonomy places the organism in Eukaryota, Metazoa, Chordata, Mammalia, Chiroptera, Molossidae.